Besnoitia besnoiti is the source of this 1191-nucleotide messenger RNA. Its product is annotated as putative GTP-binding protein. Bases 1 to 1191 code for a protein of 396 amino acids. Gene Ontology annotation, molecular function: ATP hydrolysis activity; GTP binding; ATP binding. Gene Ontology annotation, cellular component: cytoplasm. Lineage: Eukaryota; Apicomplexa; Conoidasida; Eucoccidiorida; Sarcocystidae. The transcript has 7 exons. The record is from RefSeq and is a predicted model, not a curated record.
AUGGCGCCCAAGAAGAAGGAUCAACCCGAGGAGAAAAUCCUCCUCGGCAGGCCGAAGAACACGCUCAAGAUGGGUUUGGUCGGACUGCCCAAUGUCGGUAAAAGCACGACUUUCAACCUCCUCUGCAAGCAAGCUGUGCCUGCCGAGAACUACCCCUUCUGCACCAUCGACCCCCACGAGGCCCGAAUGAACGUUCCGGAUGAUCGCUUCAAGUGGCUGUGCAACCAUUUCCACCCCAAGAGCGAAGUCUCCGCGACGCUGGCGAUCUUUGACAUUGCUGGACUCGUCCCGGGCGCACACAAGGGCGAGGGCCUCGGCAACGCCUUCCUUUCCCACAUUCAGGCCGUCGACGGCAUUUACCACGUCGUCCGCGCUUUCGAGGAGCCCGACAUUGUGCACAGCGAAGGCGAAGUGAACCCGGUGAAGGAUCUCGAGACAAUCAGCGACGAGCUGCGGAUGAAGGACAUCGAGCGGUGCGAGAAGCUGAUUGAGGAGCUCGAUCGCCUCGUCGGCAAGGGCCAAGUGCCGAAGGACAAGCAAAAGAAAGUCCACCUUGACGUCUUGAAAGUCGUGCUGGAACACCUGAACAACAAGAAAUGGGUUUCCCAGGUCGACUGGAAGGCUUCGGAAGUCGAAGUGUUGAACGAGUAUCAGUUCCUAACGGCGAAGCAGGUCGUCUACCUGGUCAACAUGAGCGAGAAGGACUUUCUGCGUCAGAAGAACAAGUGGCUCGCGAAGAUCCACGGCUGGGUCGAGGCGAACGUCUCCGGUCCCAUCAUUCCGUACUCUGCGCAGUUCGAAAACAAGCUCGCGGAGCUCCCCGACGACGCGGCGCGCGAACAGUACAUCAAAGACGUCGGCGCGACGCGCAGCCAACUCGACAAGAUCGUGACUACCGGCUACCACGCCCUCCACCUCAUCCAUUUCUUCACCUGUGGAGAGGACGAAGUCAAGUGCUGGACUAUUCGACAGGGCACGAAGGCGCCGCAGGCGGCUGGUGUGAUUCACACGGACUUCGAGCGCGGCUUCAUCUGCGCGGAAGUAUAUAAGUAUGAAGACCUCGUUUCCUGCGGCAGCGAAGUGGCUGUCAAGGCUGCUGGCAAGUACAUGCAAAAGGGCAAGGACUACGUUGUGGAGGACGGCGACAUCAUUUUCUUCAAGUUCAAUGUGACAAACAGCGGAAAGAAAUGA